Molecule: messenger RNA, 348 nt
Organism: Pyricularia oryzae 70-15
Lineage: Eukaryota; Fungi; Ascomycota; Sordariomycetes; Magnaporthales; Pyriculariaceae
Exons: 1
Coding region: 1-348 (115 amino acids)
Source: RefSeq, a predicted model, not a curated record
AUGCUCGCUCAAUUUCUUGUUGCCUUCCUGGCUGCAGGCGCCAUCGCCAGCCCUGUCCCUUCCGGAAACGAAAAAUCUCCAAGCUCGUCUAAUCCCCAGCCCAAGUCCGCCAAGACCCACCCCGCGUUCGAGUCUUUCACGCAAGCGAUACCCUUGAGUUUUCAAGGGGGUUCCUUUGCGGACCAUUUUGACAUCAAGGGAGGGGUCGACAACACGAAGCCAAUCCAUUACCCUUCGGCGGAUUAUGUGUACCACCCCACAGCUCACCAGCGAAAAGCCGCCGUUGACGAUGCCGAACCCAAGCAGAAGCCUCCACCUACUCACUUCAGGACUCCCCGGUCGAUAUAA